GGGGAAAUAUUCUAUCCUUUAAUAGUUCCUAAAAUAUCUCAUUUUUCUAGGAGAGGGGUGGACGAUAACUUCCUACAACCCCAAACACUGCAAAACACUAGUGUAAACUUUGCUAUUCAGAUCUCGCUCCAUGUUGGGGGGUUUUGCGUCUGAAAAGAGGAAAAAACUAGAAAGCAAGCAAAUGAGAAGACUGUGGUUUAAUAAACCAUAAUUAUGCCAUGACUUUAACUGAUGGCUAAAGCUGUUGUAAUAGGCUUGUUUUCUCCUCUUUCCGGACAGAGGUGGAUGCCAGCAUUUAUAGGCUUCUAUUUCCAUUCAUCGAAUAAAUAAAGGGUGAUGGUGGAAUCAUUUAACAAGGGAAUUGUAUUCCUUCCAUGUAAUUGAUCCCUCCUGCAGCUCUCCUGCCGCCAGAUUCUUAUUUAUUUAAAUGAAACUCUUGAACUUCAUGGAAACAUCAACAUUUUUGUUCAGGGGUGCCCCUGCUUGUCCUGAUUUUUUGUUUUUAAUAGAGACCGUAAGUAGUGUCAGCAAAGCAGAAUAACCUGCUUAAAAUAAUUUUAUGGUUACGUUUAGUUGGUUGUCAUUAUUUCUCAAAUACUUUAGCUUUAGUUUAAGGGUUCACCCACAAUUUAAACAACUUGUUUAUUUAAAUACCUAUUGUUUUGCUUCCUGGCCUUUCCCAACAAUUAUAAACCAGCAUAAUUAAGGAGGUAGAAUCAAAUUGUUCUCUUUUUAUUUUUUAAACAUGAAAUUAAGCUUCUAGAUCUUACGGUUAGGCAAAAUGCUGGAAAAAUCUCUAGGAAAGACAAGAAAAUGUUGAGUGAAAAUUCCUCAAAGUAAAGAAAAAAAAUGACUUCUUUAAUAUAUUUUUCUGUACUCAUUUGUUUUGGAAAAAUCUCUAAUUCUCCCAACUUUAUCCAGGGUAAAAUCUGGAAUUUGUUGUCAUUUUGAGACGCUGUCUGUUUUCUUCAGGGUUCAAGAAGCUAAGUUCUUUGCAAUUUCCUUUUCCAUUGCCGAGGGAUCGAUUGCAACAUAAAUUUGAGCCUGGAAGGCGCGGAAGACGGUGAUGCCUGUCAGAUUUUCCAUGAUAAAACUCUGCUCUCCGUUGCGCAGAGACCGUUGAUUUGCCAGAAACCCCAAAGGGAUUUGCGAGGCACAUCAGCCUUCUCCAACCUUGCCUUUGCGUUAUCUUCUGGGUAGAUGAAGAUCUUGGAGCAGUGAAAUGAAGCUUCCUGCCGGCUGUGUCCAAAAUGUCUUCGGAGUCAUCUUCAGCCCACCAACGGUCUCCACCUCCCAGGGCUCUCCAUCUGCCAGAAGGCCGCCGGACCAGAGACCGCUCUCCUUCCCCCAUGAGAGGUUACCUGAUCCCAAGCCCACUUCCGACUCGGAGGAACCGCACAUUUUCAGCGACGACACGAGCCGCUGAAGGGCCCACCUACAGUGGGGUGUGUAAAUGCUUCUGCCGAUCCAAGGGCCACGGCUUCAUCACACCUGCUGACGGAGGCCCAGAGAUCUUCGUCCAUAUUUCUGACAUUGAAGGAGAGUAUGUUCCGGUAGCUGGUGAUGAGGUCACCUACAAGGUGUGCACCAUUCCACCAAAGAACGAGAAACUUCAAGCUGUAGAAGUCAACAUCACCCACCUAGCUCCGGGCACGAAACAUGAGACGUGGUCAGGACACGUGGUCAACUCCUAGAGGGAGUUCUGAAGCCAUGUUGAUUGAAGAGGACUAUUGGAUUGUGUUCAACAACUUAGAGUAGCCAAGCCCGAUGAGUUUUCUGCAGAUUGUGUAAUUGAAAGCAGGGUUCCAAAGGUAGCCAGAUUAAACCCUUUUUUAAUAAAAUAAAAAGAAAUAGCACCAUGAUUUUCAAAGUAUAUAAAUUAAAAAGUGGAAAAAGUCAGUAGUGUUUAUGCUGGCAGGAAAGCAAAUGUUUAGCUUUUGCUUUACAAUUUGAAUGUGUGUGUGUGUGUGUGUGUGUGUUUUCCCCAUUGAGCAGGAUACCCAAAAGAUCUUAGAAAGAUCUCAUCGGAAGAGGAAAAGUUGGAACCGAUCCAUAUGUUCAAAAGAUGAUCCCUCUGGGUGGUCCUUCCUCAAUCUGAUACCUUUCAAAACACAAACUUCCCACUCGGAAGGCCAGGCUGGCUGUGCAGCGUAGUGGUUGAAGUCCCAACACAUCUGAAUAGAUCAGAUUGAAGAAGGCUAAGGUCAAGAGGUUUCCUGCUUUGGUGGUAGUUUAGGAGCAAACAAUGUAAGAGAAUGCUUCUUCGCUUUAUAGCAGAAAAUUACUGAUUUUACUGGGUUUUUUCUUUCUUUUUGGAUUAGGGAAACCAAGGUUAAUAGCUUGAGGAAAUACCUACAAAGGGUUUGUGUUCCUAUAAUUUGAUGUUCUUGAAUGUUUUAGGACAGCUAAAAAAGCAACCAAAAGCUGCCUUUUUGCCAUGCAAACUUUUUUUCACCUAGCGUUUUGGUUGAAUAUUUGUAUGUUAGUUCCUUUUAUUUUUAUUUUUAUUUUUCUCAAAAAUACACAUCAGCUUUAUGGCAGCGGCUUGCUACAUGUACCCCCCCCCCACACCCUUACCUGAUUCAAACUUUGAAAUCAUUUUUUGGCUUCUUCAGGUGACAAUCUCUGCGAUCACAGCUGUUGUGUGCACAUAUUUAAAGGUUUGAGGUUUGUAGUUUGUAGUUCAUCUUCGUUUCAAAACGCCUUUUCUCUUUGUCCAGCGGGAAA
Thamnophis elegans (Western terrestrial garter snake) is the source of this 2727-nucleotide messenger RNA. It is a transcript of the gene CARHSP1, whose product is annotated as calcium regulated heat stable protein 1. Gene Ontology annotation, molecular function: mRNA 3'-UTR binding. The transcript has 4 exons. Gene Ontology annotation, cellular component: cytoplasm. Gene Ontology annotation, biological process: regulation of mRNA stability. The record is from RefSeq and is a predicted model, not a curated record. The coding region runs from base 1251 to 1694 and encodes 147 amino acids. Lineage: Eukaryota; Metazoa; Chordata; Lepidosauria; Squamata; Natricidae.